Messenger RNA from Selaginella moellendorffii, 678 nucleotides. Its product is annotated as pentatricopeptide repeat-containing protein At1g11290, chloroplastic-like. Gene Ontology annotation, molecular function: protein binding; RNA binding. NCBI's taxonomy places the organism in Eukaryota, Viridiplantae, Streptophyta, Lycopodiopsida, Selaginellales, Selaginellaceae. The record is from RefSeq and is a predicted model, not a curated record. The transcript is spliced from 2 exons. Bases 1 to 678 code for a protein of 225 amino acids. Gene Ontology annotation, biological process: RNA modification.
AUGAUUCUAGCUUAUGCCGUGAAUGGUGAAGGCGGGCUGGAUUUGGAGUUAUUUGUGGGGAUGCAAAGUCAUGCCAAAUCGAGUUACUUUCCUUGCGACCGUAAAAGCUUGUGCGGCUUGUACAGCGGAUACAACGGACAGUCUAAAGGAAAUCGGUGGAAAGAUGGUGAAACUUACUUGCUUGGAGCUUCACUCGGAGGCAAUGAAGUGCGGUUGCAUGUUGGAUCACUUCCUGGCGAACAGUUUGAUCUUCGUCUACUCGCAGUGUGGGAUUCUCAGCGAAUGUUUGACAAGAUGCCGACGCGAGACGUAGCUUCCUGGAGUGCACUGGUUCAAAGCUAUGCUGAGAACGAGGUGGAAGGGAAAGCUAUCAAGGCUUGUUGUUUCGAGAGAGUGAAAGCUAUACACUCUCUAGCUGCAAAUGCUGGAUUCGACCAAGACAUUUUCGUGGAGAGCAGCCUGGUGGACGCCUACGCAAAGUGUGGGAACAUCAAGUAUGGUCGUCGAGCUUUCGACAGGAUCAAGGGUCGCAACUUGGUGCUGUGGAACAUUAUGAUUCUCGGCUAUGCCGAGAACGGGGACGGAGAAUCAGCUCUCGAGCUCUUCGGCCGCAUGCAAACAAGGGACAGGAUUGUACCAGACGCUCGAAGCUACGUUGCGGUUCUCAAGCUGUGCUAG